This is a messenger RNA of Chrysoperla carnea, 6100 nucleotides long. Its product is annotated as eukaryotic translation initiation factor 4 gamma 1-like. The record is from RefSeq and is a predicted model, not a curated record. Lineage: Eukaryota; Metazoa; Arthropoda; Insecta; Neuroptera; Chrysopidae. Gene Ontology annotation, cellular component: eukaryotic translation initiation factor 4F complex. The coding region runs from base 240 to 5909 and encodes 1889 amino acids. The transcript is spliced from 23 exons. Gene Ontology annotation, molecular function: translation initiation factor activity; protein binding; mRNA binding.
AGUAUCGCAAUCAUCUUUUUUUGUUUUUGGAUUUAUAUUUUGUAUCAACUUUUAUAAAAGUAAUUAAGUGUGAUGAACAGUUUGAAAUUGUUUGGGACGUGGACGCCAGUAAAUUGAUGAUAUAUACACGCAUGUGAUACGGAAAUCAUUCAGAAUUGACAUAUGCGGAUUGUUGAGGAGCUAGGACGGUGGCUGGCACGGUAAGCCCACGGUGUGUCGCCCUAGGGCCGGUCCCGGACAUGAGUAACAACCAAAAACAAGUGCCUUCGGCGCCGCCGCAGCAAUCCCGCUGCUAUCCACAACAACCACCGUAUCCUUAUCAAACAUUUCACAAUUCAAAUACUAACAAACCUUUUAAAAUGGGAGCGGAUGGAAGCUUCCACGUUUCAACUUCACCGGCGAACUUCGUGCAGCAAUCAGGCCUCCCACAACAACAGCAACAACAGAUAUCCAUGAGAGGUGCUAUGCCUCCAACGGGGCCUCCGAAUCAAGCUUCUACACCACCCCAGACUGAUGCAAUGAAAGUGUCUCAAAUGCAAACUCCACAAGGCAUUUCACCUAUGUAUUUACAAGGAACAACAAGUGUACGAAGUAAUCAAUCAGCGUAUUAUAGACCACCAACAAUGCCCGCUCCGACAAGAUCUUCGACUCAUCACAGACAACAACCUUCUCAUAUCUUCCAACCACAUGUGCCAGUUGUGUAUACUCAACAAAUUCCUCCACCAACAGUUCCAGGCAUUGGUAUUCAAAAUUCACAGUUUCAUGCAACAUAUCAACCACGUACAUCCCAAAACUUUUUUCCAUUACCUUAUCCGACAAUACCUUCACAGCCAAUAUUCGGUUUUGGCUCAAAUCAACAAGCUACACAGCAAUAUUAUUAUGGGCCUAAUGGGCCACCUAUAAACAUUAUACGUGGACCACAAGGACCGGCGCCGACAGGUCCGCAAGGACCAAAUCAACCAUCUGUUGCAGCAAUACCUAUGAAUCAAGCACACCAAAUGCAAACACAACAGCCCAAAGUCCCAAAAAGAAGAGAACAUGCAAUAGCUAUUAUAGAUCCAAUUACAGGUAAAGAUAAGUUAAAAGAAAUAUUCAACGAUGAUUCACAACCUAUUGAAUCCGGUCAGUCAAGUGCACGACAAACACCACAACCUGAUUCGCAUGCUGAAGUUCCACCAGAAGUUUUAAAAAACCAACGAAUAUUAGAUGAUUGCAAUACGGAUGCGGAUCAAAGGUAUCGUGGAGAUAUACUACCUACAGAAGGUUUCGCUGGUCAUACAGAAGAAUUAACGUCAAUCGAUGGACCAGUAAACACAAAAUUAGGCAAAAAAAUUGAAAUGAUUCCACCAUCAGAAAGUAAAUUACAAGCUGGCACAAAAGAAUUUAUACCUGUAGAAUCAAGUAAGCCAGUAGUAGUGGCACCUAGAGAACCACCAGUAGUAUCAGCUAAAGAAGGGCCCGAAGUAAUUGUACAUAAUAAACCAUUAAAAGAACGUGAAAGUCCAGCAAAAAGUAGAAAAGCACGUGAAACAGCAGCACAAAGGAAUGUUAUUAUUGAAACACCAUUAACAACAUCAUCAUCAUCGAAUGUUAUUUUACAACAUCAGCAGCAACAGCAACAACAACAAAUACCACCACAACACCAACACCAGCAACAACAACGUGAGCCGACUUUAGUACAAUCCCUACCAUUAUUGAACAGAGAUUCAGGUGAACAGCAUCAACACCAGCAGCAGCAACAGCAACAACCACAGUCAUUGCAUCAUGAUAUGAUACCAUCAAAUACAAUACCUAUAACAAUGUCACAACCACAUAUUAUUGACACAAAACAACAUCAUAUUAUACCACAACAUCAACAACAACAAACGCAUGAGCAACAACAUCAUGUUAUACAACAGGUAGCGUCUUCUCCACGAGAAGGAAAUAUGCCAAAGGAACAACAUAUUCAUAUUCCACCACAAUCACAGCAUUCCAUUCAUCAAAAAGAUAGUUCUACUGUGGUUAAAGAUAUUUCCAUGCACCAUUCAGACACUACUUUAACGUCUAAAGGUAAACAACAACAACAGCAGCAGCCCUCAAAAGUAAAACCAGGUCAAGUAGAUACGAAAUUUAUCGAUACCAAAACUCAAAUACAAAAUAGUACGAUUACAAUUCCACAUGGCGAUAAUUUACAAGGAAAAAAUAAAGCAAACACUGACUCUAAGAAGUCAAUUAACAAUAAGGAUACCACAAAGCAACCAUCAGUACCCCCAAGCACAACAUCUUCAGCUCCAGCACUUCAAAAACAACAACAAUCCCAAGUGCCACAACCAACACAAUUACCGACAACCCAACCAGUACAGUCACUCCCAAAUACAACACCUCCCGCAUCCACAGUUCCUCUUCCAAUUCCAGUUAGUCAACCACCAAAGCCAACGAAUAAAACAAAUAAAAUGCGUGAAUUGAAUCGUAAAGGUGCCGAUAAAGAAGGGACUGAUAUGGAUGCAUUUAAUACAAAUGAGAAUCCAACACCGAAUAAUGAAACUAAUGAAACGACGACACAGUCAACUAACAUAGUUACACCGCCAUCAACACCUGUCACUGAAUCAACAAUACCCUCAUCUGUGAUCAUUGACAGUAAUAAGGCAGCUCAACAACAAAAUUUAGGAAUAAAUAAUUCAAAUAAUGAUAUAAGUAGUAGCAAUAUUAGUAAAACAUCUGAAGUAAAAAUGUUACCGAAGCCUAAAGUCGAUGUUUGUAGUAUAGUUCGAGAUGUAGAAAAACAAAUACCAACCAAAUCAAUUACAACAAAUAAAGAAAACGAAUCGGAUAACAAAAAUUUAAAUUUAUCAGAAACCGAAAAAUUAGUGCAAGCUAAAAAUGAAGCAAAUGCUAAAUCGUCAAUUGUACCUGCUGUUAAUAAUUAUUUAAAUACAAAUAACAAUAGUUCGUCAGUGAUUGAUGUUAACAAAACAUCAGCACCUACGUCGUUAACUUUACCCUACACUGAAGAACAAUGGGCUCCAUGGAAUACAAGUGGUAAAAAAAAAUAUUUACGUGAAUUUUUAGUUGCUCUUCAAAACGAUCCAAAAAGCAUCAGAAAACCUGAUCUACCUCGUGAUUUAGAAUCUUUAAUAAACCACCCCAAGCACAAUCGAUUGCCUGAUCAUAAUAGCAGCAAUAGAUACUCAAGUAUGAAUCGUCAUGAUGUUUUGUUGCCUCCUUAUGCUAAAACACAAUCUCAACGUGGACCUUUACCUAAACGAAAUAGUCAACAAGGUAAAGCUAGUAAAACUGGGGGAAAACCAAACGUGAUACACGUAUCACUAUCCUUAAAAGAAGAUGUUAAAUUAAAUGAGACUGAGAAUGCGUGGAAACCUGCAAGACUGGUUAAGGGCUCAGCCCAAAAUGAAGAAGAUGCCAAGACUGCAGAGUUAUACAAGAAAGUACGAGGUGUUUUAAACAAAUUAACACCACAAAAAUUCGAUACACUCGUUAAUCAAGUAAGACAAUUAAAUAUAGAUAAUUGUGAACGAUUACAGGGAGUCAUAGAUCUAGUUUUCGAAAAGGCCAUUGACGAACCAAAUUAUUCAGUAGCUUAUGCGUUAAUGUGUCGCGAAUUAGCAUUAAUGCAAGUACCAGCGGAACGUAAAAAUUCAAACGAUCCUGGAUUUGUUAAUUUUAGAAAAUUAUUAAUUACUAGAUGUCAAAUGGAGUUCGAAAAAACCUAUGUUGACGAAAAAGCACGAAAGUUGAAAGUUAAAGAAAUUGAAGAUGAAACUGAUCCUGAAAAGAAAAAAGAAUUACAAUUACAAUUAGAAGAAGACGAUAGAAGGGUACGAUUAAAAUCUGUUGGUAAUGUUCGAUUUAUUGGUGAAUUAUUUAAACAACAAAUGUUAACCGCAAGUAUAAUGAUGAAGUGUUUGAAAAAUUUGUUAAAUGGUAUCGAAGAAGAAAACUUAGAGUGUUUGUGUAAAUUAUUAAUAACUGUUGGUAAAGAUUUGGAAAUUGAGAAGAAAAUGUCAUUAGAAAGUUUUUUCCAAACAAUGCAAGAGAUUGUUGAUAGAAAACAUGGUAAAAUUAGUAGUCGUGUACGUUUUAUGUUACAAGAUGUUAUUGAAUUAAGAAAUAAUAAAUGGAUACCACGUCGUCAAGACUUAAAACCUACCACAAUUGAUGAAAUUCAAAAAGAAGCUGAAAGUGAACAUUUAAAUAUACAAAUUUUAAAUUCAGCUCCACUAAAUACGCCACGUAAAGAUGAUCGUGGUUCUAGUGCUCAACAAGGUAGUGAUAGAAAACGUGGUGGCCGUAAUAAUGUUGGUGAAGAUGGAUGGUCAACAGCUCAAUCGAGAAGUCGUCAAACAUUCUCUGUUGAAUCUUCUAAAUUAAAAAGUACUAAGCCUAUAACAAUAGAUGCUGAAACAUUAGGAUCCCGUUCUGGGUAUGCCAAAUGGAGUAAAGGAAGUACUGCCAACGUAAAUCCACCAACAACAAUUACCAAUAUGUAUUCACCUUUAGAACAUAUAGAUGCUGAAAGAAUUCGACAACCUCAAGGAGGCUCACGGAAUGGUAGUAAAGAUCCAUAUAGUUCGAAAGGUCCAAGUAUGGAGAGAAGUAAUUAUAAAUCAUAUGAUGAUGGCCGUGGGUCUCGUAGUGGUAGUCAAGCAAGAUCACGUGAUGGAUCACAAGCUAGACAGCAACCAACUUCAUUGCCAACUAGUUCAGUGGUGCAACCUCAAUUUGUUGCACAACAAUUAUCAAGCCAUUUACAACAAACACCAACGCAACAACAGCAACCACAAACUCCGCCAGUUAAAGAACUUACGGAAGACGAAAUAGAACAACACACACAAACAAUUGUUAAUGAUUAUUGGAAUGACUUAAGUGUAUCAGAUGUAUGUGAGGCUGAAAUUAAAACAUUAUUUGGAACAGAUGCGCUCGCUGGAAAAUUUGUUGGUUGUAGUUAUUUAUAUUCUAUUGAAAAAUCUUCAACUGCACGGAAAAAUACUGGCAACUUAGUAGCAGUAUUGUGUCAACGUGGAUUAAUUACUCAAAAGGCUGUGUGUACUGGUUUACAAAGUUUAUUAGAAGUAGUUGAAGAUUUAAUUAUAGAUCUACCAAAAAUUUGGGAUUAUUUAUCAGAAUUAGUUGUACCUCUGCUGGCGGAGGGUGUUUUAUCAUUAAAAGUUUUACGAGAAGUUGCGUUCUCUUGUGCUGGUUUUAUACAACAAGAAGAUUAUCCUGGUAAAUUAUUAGUACAUUUAUGUAAUUCGUUAAGUAAAGAUAAAGGACCCAGUUUUCCACGAAAGUUAUGGUUGGAUUCUGGGCUUCAAUUUAGUGAUUUCGUUCCUAAUCAUAAAGUGAGCAGUUUUAUCAAAGAUAAUAAAUUAGAAUAUUUAAGUGGUAGUGCAAGUAUACCAGAAAAUUCUAUUUCGCUCUCUUUUGACGAAAUUCGUGCUAAAUUAUUAGAAUUCUUUGAGAAAGAUGUAACAUUUAACCACAUUACUGAGUGGGUUACGGCUAAUGUGGGCAAAGAAAAGGCUACAGAAAAGGAAUUUAUUCGAGCUUUAAUGACGGCUGUGUGUGAACAUUCAAUUCAAAAAAUGAAACUGAAUGAAGACGUAUUAAAGAAGCAUUUCUUUUUAUUGCAACGAUAUGUCGAUAAUAAAGCCGAUCGUGAAAUGCAAUGUUUACACGCCCUAAAAGCAUACAUUAAUAAAUUAGAGCACCCACCAGGAGUAUUACUUGCAAUUUGUAAUAACUUAUGGGAUAGUGCUGUAUUAUCGAAUGAAAGUUUCUUACAGUGGGAAAAAUGUACGGAUCCAGCGGAACAGGAAGGAAAAGGUGUUGCAUUAAAAACAUUAACAAGUUUCUUUACAUCAGUUCGCGAAGCAGAAGAUGAUUCAUCUACUAGUGAAGUUGAAGAGUGACUACAGGGGCAAUUAGAUCAACAUUCAACAUCAGAGCAACGCCCUUUAGUGCGUGUCUAGAUAAAAAAAAUUGUAAAUAAUAUUAAUAAUAAUUCACGCGAUUAUAAAAUUGUCUCCGCGUUGAUUCAUUUCAUCUAAAUAAUUAUAUUAUUAUUCUAUUUUUUUUGUGUACUCAACAAAAAAAUAAAACU